Molecule: messenger RNA, 926 nt
Organism: Artibeus jamaicensis (Jamaican fruit-eating bat)
Lineage: Eukaryota; Metazoa; Chordata; Mammalia; Chiroptera; Phyllostomidae
Gene: MANF
Product: mesencephalic astrocyte derived neurotrophic factor
Biological process (GO): neuron projection development; dopaminergic neuron differentiation
Cellular component (GO): endoplasmic reticulum
Source: RefSeq, a predicted model, not a curated record
AUGGGAUCGCGGCCUGUGGGAGGGCGAGAGACCGCCCACCAAUGGAAAGCCACGGCGCGAGGCGUGGACCUGGAGGCUGCGCAGCGCGGCGGGCGCGGUUCAGUCGGGCAGCGGCUUCGGAGGAGGAUGUGGGCUACGCACGGGCUGGCUGUGGCGCUGGCUCUGAGCGUGCUGCCGGGCAGCCGGGCGCUGCGGCCGGGUGACUGCGAAGUUUGUGUUUCUUAUCUGGGAAGAUUUUACCAGGACCUCAAAGACAGAGAUGUCACAUUCUCACCGGCCACUAUUGAAAAAGAACUUAUAAACUUCUGCCGCGAAGCAAGAGGCAAAGAGAAUCGGUUGUGUUACUACAUUGGGGCCACAGAUGAUGCGGCCACCAAGAUCAUCAAUGAGGUGUCGAAGCCACUGGCCCACCACAUCCCCGUGGAGAAGAUCUGUGAGAAGCUCAAGAAGAAAGAUAGCCAGAUCUGUGAGCUGAAGUAUGACAAGCAGAUUGACCUGAGCACAGUGGACCUGAAGAAGCUCCGAGUGAAAGAGCUAAAGAAGAUUCUGGACGACUGGGGGGAGAUGUGCAAAGGCUGUGCAGAAAAGUCCGACUACAUCCGAAAGAUUAAUGAACUGAUGCCUAGAUACGCCCCCAAGGCAGCCAGUUCACGGACUGAUUUGUAGGCGACCGAUCCCUGCUGCACCUGAGGGAAAAAACAAAAACAAAAACAGUUCAGCUGUGUCUUCCCCAAACAGCGUUUUGUAAUUUAUUUUUUUAGGCUGGCCCCUGACAGUGUCAGGUGUGAAGCCUGGAGCUUUCCCGAUGAUGCUGGCUCUACAGCGCCCCUGUAGUGGGUGGUCCACUUCCUUCUGUUGCUGGUUUUCUCUAGGACUUCAAAGUGUGUCUGGGAUUUUUUAUUAAAGGAAGAAAAUUUCUAGCUGUC